Messenger RNA from Equus quagga, 2515 nucleotides. It is a transcript of the gene ABCB8, whose product is annotated as ATP binding cassette subfamily B member 8. Lineage: Eukaryota; Metazoa; Chordata; Mammalia; Perissodactyla; Equidae. The record is from RefSeq and is a predicted model, not a curated record. Gene Ontology annotation, molecular function: ABC-type transporter activity; ATP binding; ATP hydrolysis activity. Gene Ontology annotation, biological process: transmembrane transport. Gene Ontology annotation, cellular component: membrane. Bases 84 to 2225 code for a protein of 713 amino acids. The transcript is spliced from 17 exons.
UGGGGGUCGGAGCCAACAUGGAGCCCUCAAUGGGGUGAAGGUGAAACUGCCAUUGCUGGUGGCUCCUGUUCUCCCGCCCCAUCAUGUUGGUGCACUUAUUUCGGGUUGGGAUUCGGGGCGGCCCUGUCCCAGGCAGGCCGCUACUACCCUUCUGCUUCCAGACAUUCUCGGCCGUCAGGUGCCCAGAGGGCCACCACAGCUCCUGCCUCCUCAGGGCUGUGGCCCAGCUGCGCUCCCAGCUCCGGGCCCGCCUUCCGCGAGCGCCCCCAGCUCCCCACCGAAGCCCUUCCGCCUGGCGCUGGGUUGGGGGCGUCCUCCUGGGCCCCGUGGUGCUGAGUAAGUGCCCCCGCCUCUGUCUUGUGGCGCUGUGUGAGGCAGAAGAGGCCCCUCCUGCCUGCUCCAGACCCUGUGUCACGGAGUCCCGCUUUAACUGGAAGCUCUUCUGGCAGUUUCUGCGUCCCCACCUGCUGGUCCUGGGGGUAGCCAUUGUGCUGGCACUAGGUGCGGCACUGGUGAACGUGCAGAUCCCCCUGCUCUUGGGCCAGCUGGUGGAGAUCGUGGCCAAGUACACGAGGGACCAUGUGGGCAGCUUCCUGACUGAGUCCCGGAACCUCAGCACUCACCUGCUCAUCCUCUACGGCAUCCAGGGACUGCUGACCUUCGGGUACCUGGUGCUGCUGUCCCGCAUCGGCGAGCGCAUGGCCGUGGACAUGCGGAGGGCUCUCUUCAGCAACCUGCUCCGACAAGACAUUGCUUUCUUUGAUGCUAAAAAAACAGGGCAACUGGUGAGCAGAUUGACAACUGACGUGCAGGAAUUUAAAUCAUCCUUCAAACUUGUCAUCUCCCAGGGGCUGCGAAGCUGCACCCAGGUGGCUGGCUGCCUGGUGUCCCUGUCCAUGCUGUCCACGCGCCUCACGCUGCUAUUGAUGGUGGCCACACCCGCCCUGAUGGGAGUUGGCACCCUGAUGGGCUCAGCUCUCCGAAAGUUAUCUCGUCAGUGUCAGGAGCAGAUCGCCAGGGCAACGGGAGUAGCGGAUGAGGCCCUGGGCAACGUUCGGACCGUGCGAGCCUUUGCCAUGGAGCAGCGGGAGGAGGAACACUACGGAGCAGAGCUGGAGGUGUCCCGGUGUAAGGCAGAGGAGCUGGGCAGAGGCAUCGCCUUGUUCCAAGGGCUGUCCAACAUCGCCUUCAACUGCAUGGUCCUGGGCACCCUGUUUAUUGGGGGCUCCCUCGUGGCUGGACAGCAGCUGACGGGGGGAGACCUCAUGUCCUUCUUGGUGGCUUCCCAGACAGUGCAGAGGUCCAUGGCCAACCUCUCUGUCCUGUUUGGUCAGGUGGUUCGAGGACUCAGCGCGGGCGCCCGGGUCUUUGAGUACAUGACUCUAAGCCCGAGCAUCCCGCUGUCCGGGGGCCACUGCGUCCCCAGGGAGCACCUGCGAGGGUCUGUCACAUUUCACAACGUCUGUUUCAGUUAUCCCUGCCGCCCCAGCUUCCAGGUGCUCAAAGACUUCACCCUCACGCUGCCCCCCGGCAAGAUUGUGGCCCUUGUGGGCCAGUCUGGGGGAGGAAAGACCACCGUGGCUUCUCUGCUUGAGCGCUUCUACGACCCCACAGCGGGCAAGGUGACGCUGGACGGGUGGGACCUGCGCACCCUGGACCCCUCGUGGCUCCGGGGCCAGGUCAUCGGCUUCAUCAGCCAGGAGCCAGUCCUGUUCGGAACGACAAUCAUGGAGAACAUCCGUUUUGGGAAGCUGGAUGCCUCCGAUGAAGAGGUUUAUGCGGCUGCCCGGGAAGCCAAUGCCCAUGAGUUCAUCGCCAGCUUCCCCGAGGGCUACAACACCAUAGUCGGUGAGCGGGGUGCGACCCUGUCUGGUGGCCAGAAGCAGCGCUUGGCCAUCGCCCGCGCCCUCAUCAAGCAGCCCACGGUGCUGAUCCUGGACGAGGCAACCAGCGCACUGGACUCAGAGUCUGAGCGGGUUGUGCAGGAGGCCCUGGACCUUGCCAGUGCUGGCCGCACUGUCCUGGUCAUCGCCCAUCGGCUCAGCACUGUACGUGGGGCCCACCGCAUCGUCGUCAUGGCCCACGGCCGUGUCUGUGAGGUGGGGACCCACGAAGAGCUCCUGAAGAAAGGUGGGCUCUAUGCAGAGCUCAUCCGGAGACAGGCCCUGGAUACCCCACCUCCUGAGACGCCCAGUGGCCCCAGGAACCGCCACCCCAAGUCCUGAUUAUGGCCUUCUAAGGGUGGCCUCUCUGAAUCCUGCCUCCCCACCCCAGGAAAGUAGUGAGACCCAUGGCGAGUGCUGGGCAGGAAGGCCCUGCAGUGGGCUGCACACUGGCCAUGGAGCCUUGACCUCAGCCCUGGCUCCCGCAGCUAGUCAAGGUAGAUCGUAAGUCUGGCUGUGCUUCGUCUUGAAAGGUUGUUUUAAGAGUUUAAAUGGGAUAAUCUGUGGGAAAGUACUCAAAACUCACAAUGCUGCAGCCUCAGAAGGUGGUCAUAUCUGUGCAAUAAACCCUG